AGCAGGUUUGCAACCCCCAAAAUGUACAUCUACCAGUGACGUCAUAAUUACUAAAACGCAACAAUAAGUGUGACGUCAUAAUUAUCACUACAACAACAAUUGGAAAGAGCGUGCAAAACACGGAGAAUGAAAACUAUGGACUACAACGAAGUUCUAGAUUUCGGGGAUGGCCCUGUCACAGACGUGGAUACAAAACUUGAGAUAUUAAAAUUCAGCUACAAUUGGGCAGACGCAGUUGAGGAGGAGGAAAGACGUAUGGAGGAAGAACAAAAGCAGCAGAAAGAAAUGAAAAAGAAGAUGGAAAAAGAAAUUUCAGGGGAAGAGAAGAAAGAUUGCAACAAGAACCACAAAAGAAUGAAUACCAUGGACUACAAUGAAAUUCUAGAUUUCGGGGAGAACCCUGUCACAGAUGUGGACACCAAACUUGAUAUAUUAAAAUUCAGCUACAACUGGUCAGACGCGGUGGAAGAGGAGGAAAGACAUAUGGAGGAGGAACAAAAGCAGCAAAAAGAAACGGAGAAAAAGCUGGAAAAGGAUAUCGCAGGGGAGGAGAAGAAAGAUUGCAACACAAAUCACAAAAGAAUAACUACCAUGGACUACGAUGAAGUUCUAGAUUUCGGGGAGAACCCUGUCACAGAUGUGGAUACAAAACUUGAGAUAUUAAAAUUCAGCUACAACUGGUCAGACGUAGUUGAAGAGGAGGAAAGACGUAUGGAGGUACAGAUAUAA
Saccostrea cuccullata (small rock oyster) is the source of this 729-nucleotide messenger RNA. Its product is annotated as glutamic acid-rich protein-like. The record is from RefSeq and is a predicted model, not a curated record. Lineage: Eukaryota; Metazoa; Mollusca; Bivalvia; Ostreida; Ostreidae. The transcript has 9 exons. The coding region runs from base 127 to 729 and encodes 200 amino acids.